This is a messenger RNA of Eublepharis macularius, 3592 nucleotides long. RefSeq names its product tripartite motif containing 66 (gene TRIM66). Lineage: Eukaryota; Metazoa; Chordata; Lepidosauria; Squamata; Eublepharidae. The record is from RefSeq and is a predicted model, not a curated record. Gene Ontology annotation, molecular function: zinc ion binding; protein binding. The transcript has 19 exons. Bases 1 to 3522 code for a protein of 1173 amino acids.
AUGGCCAGGAGUUGCUCUGGAUGUAAAGAGAAGAGGCCUGCACACAGUCUGUGUACUAACUGCAACAAGUGGCUGUGCAGCUUGUGUACUGAAGAACAUGGGCAUGGCAAGGAAACAGGAGAACAUUUCCUGCCUAUAUCGUUGAAAGGCUGUUCCGGUGCCGAAGGGGGAGCAAGUGAUUUUGCCCCAUUUUGUCCCAUGCACAGUCAAGAGUCACUCAAAAUGUUUUGUGAGACUUGCGACAUCCUUACUUGCCGUUGCUGCCUUCUGACAGAGCACAAGGAACACAGGUUCAGGCACCUCCAGGAAGCAUUGCAAAACCAGAGAGUCAUCCUGGAAAAUGUAACUGCUAAAGUGGAAGAGAGAAAAAGUGCAGCACAGGUUUCAGCCAAACAGAUUGAAGACAGGUUGUUUGAAGUGAAACACUUUCAGAGGAAAGUGGAAAAUCAGAUAAAAAUGGCCAAGAUGGUCCUGAUCAGUGAAAUAAACAAGAGAGCAAAUGUUCUCCUCGAACAGCUAGAGAGAAUCACCAGCGAAAGGAAGCAGAAACUAGAACAACAACUUCAGGGCGUCAUGGUAUUAAACAGGCAGUUUGAACAUGUGCAGAACUUUCUCAGCUGGGCAGUGUGCAGUAAAAACAGUGUUCCAUUCCUCUUCAGUAAAGAAUUGAUUGUGUUUCAGAUUCAACGUUUAUUGGAAACAAACUGUAAUACAGAUGCCAGCCCUCCUUGGAAAGUCAGAUUCACAUGGGACCCAUCUUUCUGGACAAAACAGCUCUCCAAUUUAGGUCACUUGUCAAUGGAAGGGGGACAACUACUUCACUCUGAGGUACCAGCCUAUGGAAGUAUGCAAGGAAUGCAGCCGUCUUUGUACCACCAUCAUGGACAUCAGUCACCAGCGCCGCACCACGAACCUGUCAAUAGUCCAUCCCAUCAGUUUCAUACUCCUGUUCACUGCCCUACACCAGUAUGCUGUACCCACUGCCUUAACAUCCCACACAUGAACAAAGGACAAUUACCUCAUCAGACCAUGAGCCACCCUCAGACUUUCCGGCAGCCUCCAGAGAUGCAGCAGCACCAGCAGCAGCAGCAGCAUUUCCCUUUGCAGUACAGCCUGCAGCAGCAUGAAAGAGAGCAGAGGUGCACAGCUCGCCCCAUGAAAACAAUGCCACCUUGUUUAGAGGCAAAAUCUCACCAGGAUCAUGAGAGCAUAUCUACCAGGAUGGGGAAGCAUGUGCAAGAGCAAGCCAUUCAUCAGGUGACACACCCAGUUUAUCCACACCCAUCACAGGAGGUUCCCCAAGGCCAGGCUGGCCAUCCCCAACAAGUGCCUGCACAGUCUCCUCUACAGGCACCAACUGUGCAAGUUCAGCUUGGCCCUGUCCAGAAGGUGAAAGUGAAUAAUGUGCCACAGCCACAGGAGCAUGCACCCCCACUGCAGCAACUCUCCCCACAGCCACCACCCACAACUGGCCAGAAUGAGAAAGCUCAUGAGCAAGUGAUACAGCAGAGUCUGGACAUCAUGCACCACCAGUUUGAACUGGAAGAAAUGAAGAAAGAUUUGGAGCUUCUCCUCCAGGCUCAGCAACCAAGCCUGCAGCUGAAUCAGGCCAAGCCACCACAGCAUGUACAGCAAACCAUUGUGGGCCAGAUAAACUACAUUGUGAGGCAACCAGCUCCAGCGCAGGCACAAAGCCAAGAGGAAUCACAACAAGUUGGUGAAGAUUCCACUGAGCCUGAAAGUCAGAAGUCAGUUCUUCCCCUGGACAGAAGUGUGAUCCCGCCUGUGUCACAGCCAUUAGAAGAAGCUGUUGUCCGCAUUCAUUCCCCAGAGAACCCUUUGAAUCGAGUGAGAAAGCGUUCCGGUUCACUGAAUAUUGUGGGCUUAUCUAAUGCUUUAGAAAUGGAGUUAUCUUCAACAAGGGUAUCCAGGUCAGCUGAUCCACAGACACAAGAUGUCUCUACUGUAACAUCUGGCCUGUCCCAAAGUAUGCCACAUGUCACUGAUAUGCAAUUGGAAGCUGCACCAAGUUUCAGCCUGGCUAUGGACAGAACUGCAAAUGACUUGAGCUCUGAGAAUAUGGACCACUUAGCAACAGGUAGCAUGUCCCUGGGGAGUGCAGUGUGCAAGCUGGAAAAUGAAGAGUUUGGCUCUGUGAGUUACCCUCUUGGAAGUAAUUCUGCUGCAGCUGAGUCAAAAGACAGGAAUGAGUUAUCUCUUCCUAUGCAAAAUAUUCUGGAAGAGCCUAUUAAUCUUUCAGUGAAGAAGACUCAGCCAUGUGUCUCCCCUUCCAUCUGUAUCACUAAUUCUUCCUGCAUACAGCCCUCUAAUCCAAAGCAACCAAGACAUAUUGAAGAUUGCCAUGACUGUGAAGAGGAACAUUUUGAAAUGGAAAUUAAAAGCAAUCAGAACAACAGAGUUUGUGCCAAAGAGAUGAAGGUUCCUUAUGUACGACUGGAACGAUUGAAGAUAUGCACAUCAGAAUCGGGAGAGCUUCCAGUAUUCAAACUGCAGCCUCAGAAGAAUGAACAUGAUGGGACUUUCCUGUUGAUAAUUGAAUGCGGUACCCAGUCUUCAAGGAUGGCUAUUAAGGUCAAUCAAGGAAAUCCACCUGAAGGACUAAAUGGCAAGCCUAAGAAGACAGAAGACAGACGAAUCCCUUCAAGCCAACCAACAGAGCAAGCGUUACCUUCCACUAUAGAUCACAGGUUCAGUAAUAGUAUGAAAAAAACUGUCCUUCCCCAGGAAGAUAGCCCAAUUGAGAACGAGGACUUCUGCGCUGUUUGUCUGAAUGGAGGAGAACUGCUGUGCUGUGAUUACUGCCCAAAGGUGUAUCACCUCUCAUGCCAUGUUCCUGCUUUGCUCAGCUUUCCUGUAGGGGAAUGGGUGUGUACACUUUGUCGCAAUGUUGAGAAGCCAGAGGUAGAAUAUGACUGCGAAAACACACGCUUCAGCUACAGCAACACACUAAUGCCCACAAGAGCACUUUAUGGCCUUGAUGACUAUGACCAGAAGAAGUGUGAGAAACUGGUACUUUCACUGUUCUGCAAUAACCUGAGUCUACCAUUCCAUGAACCAGUCAGCCCCCUUGCUCGUCAUUAUUAUCAGAUCAUCAAAAGACCUAUGGACUUAUCCACUAUACGGAAAAAGCUCCAAAAAAAGAACAAAUUCCACUACUCCACCUCUGAGGAACUGGUAGCAGAUGUGCGCCUGAUGUUCUGGAACUGCGCAACAUUCAACUAUCCUGAUUCAGAGGUUGCUGAGGCUGGACGAUGCCUGGAAAUAUUCUUUGAAAGCAAACUAAAAGAUGUUUACCCAGGAAAACAUUUCUCCUUGGUGCAGCAAGAUGAUUCUGAUUCUGAGGAAGUGGAGCAUGAGAAUAGCCAAGCAGCUUCAAAGGGAUUCAAUUGGCCAUCAUACCAGCAAGAGUGUAUCCAGCCCAAAAGAAGGCGACGGCAUGCUGAAAGUGAAAAAACAAAAAGACCGAUGUUUUGGCCAGCUAAAGGACUUUCACAGGUGUAACGUCUGCAUUGGUGCUCGAUAUGUUGUGAAGAACCCACAAGAGCAAUCAAAAUAAAUGACAGUCAUUAAA